CGGGGCGGGGGCGCAAUGCCGGGGACCCUGCAGGGAGAAGGCCGAGCUGGAGGCCCCGUGCCGGGGUCCGGUGCGGAGCCCCCCGGGGCAGCGGGGCCCCGCCGCGGCCGGAUCCGUGCGGGCCGGGGCGGCACGGGCCGGCCCCGGACACUGGGGCGCUGCGCGGGGCGGGCCGGGGCGGAGAGGGGCGGCUCGGCUCGGCUCGGCUCGGCACGGCCCCGCCGGCACUCGGCUGGACGCUCUCGCCCGGCGCCGCCGCAGCCGCGCAGCCCGUGGGGACGCGAGGGCCACGCCGCCAUGGGACACCACAGCACGUGGACGUGGCAGGAGCUGCUGGUGCUGCUGGGGGGGCUGUGGCUGUGGGGGGGCAGUGCCCAGCCCACCCCUCCGGGCCCCACGCGCAGCCCCGCGCCCCAGCUGAAGUUUCGGCUGGCUGGCUACCCACGCAAGCACAACGAGGGCCGCAUCGAGGUCUUCUACAACGAUGAAUGGGGCACCAUCUGUGAUGACGACUUCACGCUGGCCAACGCACAUGUGCUGUGCCGGCACCUCGGCUUCGUGGCUGCCACCGGCUGGGCCCACAGCGCCAAGUACGGCAAAGGCGUUGGGCGGAUCUGGCUGGAUAACGUGAAUUGUGCGGGAAGUGAGAAGAGCAUUGGGGACUGCAAACACCGUGGCUGGGGGAACAGUGACUGCAGCCACGAGGAAGAUGCAGGUGUCAUCUGCAAGGACGAGCGCAUCCCAGGCUUCAAGGACUCCAACGUCAUUGAGACAGAGCAGAGCCACGUGGAGGAGGUUCGCCUGCGGCCGGUGGUGUCAGGGGCCCGGCGGCGGCUGCCAGUGACAGAGGGUGUCGUGGAGGUGCGCUACAAGGAUGGCUGGGCACAGAUCUGCGACGAGGGCUGGGACACCAAGAACAGCCGUGUCAUCUGUGGCAUGAUGGGCUUCCCUGCAGAGAAGAAGGUGAACAGGAACUUCUACAAGCGGUUGAAGCGCGCAGCCAGGACGAAGGGACGGAGCCCAAGGCUGGGCAGCAGGCUGGCCUCCAAAUCUCAGCCUAAACAAAAGCGCAGGGAGGACGUAGGGUCCAGGAAGAGGCUGUUUGCGGAGCGGCAGCAGCUCAACUACCGCCUGCACUCCGUGUCCUGCACGGGGACGGAGGUGCACCUCUCCAUGUGCACCUUCCAGUUCUACCAGGGCAACACCUCCACAGCCUGCGGGGCCGGCAUGCCCGCCGUUGUCAGCUGCCUGCCUGGGCCCCUCUUCACCUCUGGCAGCACCCACAAGAAGAAGCAGCGCCAGCAGCAGCAGGGCCAGCUGCGGAUCCGGCUGAAGGGAGGUGCGAAGGCCGGGGAGGGCCGCGUCGAGGUGCUCAAGAGCAACGAGUGGGGCACAGUCUGCGAUGACCGCUGGAACCUGCUGUCAGCCAGCGUGGUGUGCCGUGAGCUGGGUUUCGGCAGCGCCAAGGAAGCCCUCACUGGGGCACGCAUGGGCCAAGGGACAGGGCCAAUCCACCUGAACGAGGUGCAGUGCCUGGGCACCGAGAAGUCCCUCUGGAGCUGCCCCUUCAAGAACAUCACGCAGGAGGACUGCAAGCACACAGAGGAUGCAGCCGUCCGCUGCAACGUCCCCUACAUGGGCUACGAGAACCUGAUUCGGCUGAGCGGGGGUCGGAGCCGCUUCGAGGGGCGGGUCGAGGUGGCGGUGGGGGCUGGCGACGGGGACGAGCUCCGCUGGGGUCUGGUCUGCGGCGAAGGCUGGGGUACGCUGGAGGCGAUGGUGGUCUGUCGCCAGCUGGGUCUGGGAUUCGCUAACCACGGCUUACAAAUCCGCCUAGCCGGCGGGAGGACGGCGUUCGAGGGCCGUGUGGAGGUGAAGCGCGGCAGUAAGUGGGGCACGGUGUGCAGCGAUGGCUGGACCACCAAAGAGGCCAUGGUGGCCUGCCGCCAGCUUGGCCUGGGCUACUCCCUGCACGCGGUGACGGAGACGUGGUACUGGGAUGCCAGCAACGUGACGGAGAUGGUGCUGAGCGGUGUGAAGUGCGCUGGCCACGAGAUGUCCCUGAGCCACUGCCAGCACCACGGCAGCAGCCUGAGCUGCAGGAACACGGGCACGCGCUUCGCCGCAGGCGUCAUCUGCUCUGAGACUGCCUCUGACCUGCUGCUGCAUGCGCCGCUGGUGCAGGAGACGGCGUACAUCGAGGACCGGCCGCUGCACAUGCUGUACUGUGCCGCCGAGGAGAACUGCCUCUCCAGCUCGGCCCGCCUGGCCAACUGGCCCUACGGGCACCGCCGCCUGCUCCGCUUCUCCUCCCAGAUCCACAACAACGGCCGGGCCGACUUCCGCCCCAAGGCCGGCCGCCACUCCUGGGUCUGGCACGAGUGCCACCGGCACUACCACAGCAUGGACAUUUUCACCCACUACGACAUCCUGACUCCCAACGGCACCAAAGUGGCAGAGGGCCACAAGGCCAGCUUCUGCCUUGAGGACACAGAAUGUGAAGAAGAUGUGGCCAAGCGGUACGAGUGUGCCAACUUCGGGGAGCAGGGCAUCACGGUGGGCUGCUGGGACCUGUACCGGCACGACAUCGACUGCCAGUGGAUCGACAUCACUGACGUCAAGCCCGGCAACUACAUCCUGCAGGUCGUCAUUAACCCCAACUUCGAGGUGGCAGAGAGCGACUUCACCAACAACGCCAUGAAGUGCAACUGCAAGUACGACGGGCACCGGAUCUGGGUGCACAGCUGCCACAUCGGCGAUGCGCUCAGCGAGGAGGCCAGCAAGCGGUUUGAGCAGUACCCGGGCCAGCUGAACAACCAGAUCUCGUAGGGCCCAGACACAGGAGCCCCGGGGAGAUGGGCAUCUCCCUCCUCCGCCCCACACGUGCAGGAGGAAGCUGCUGCGGGGCCGGUGGGGGGCUCACCCCCAACACCUCCAAGCCCUGCACUGCUCUGGGGGCUGCCCAGGACCCACCACCGGGGAGCCACCGGGGGCUGGAGGCACCGGCAGCCCGGGGCACUGCCCCAAACACUGGCCGGACGCUGCGCCCCCUUCCUGGGCUGCGGCACCAGGGCACGGUCCAGAGAGGCCCCGUGCCUCCUCCUGCUGCACCGUGCUCCCCCCGCUCCCCAUCCCCACCACCCCACUGCACCCCCUCCUGCUCCCCCAGCCCAGUUCCUCUCGCCCUGAGCUGCCUUCUCUUGGGCUCUGCCCUCUGCUGGCACCAGGACCCUCUGCCCACCUGGGGACCCCCCCGCUCAGGGCCAGCCUCUGUCAUGCCCCAGGAGCCCCUUGUUCCCCAGGAUGCGGUGGCCGCCCUGCACUGGCAGUGCUGCCUCUGGCUGCCCAGCAGCAGCUCCCACACUCAUUCCUUAGUUGUAAUUUUAUUUUCUUGAUAAAGUUGUCUGUUCUAUUUCCUCAA
Anas platyrhynchos (mallard) is the source of this 3421-nucleotide messenger RNA. Lineage: Eukaryota; Metazoa; Chordata; Aves; Anseriformes; Anatidae. The record is from RefSeq and is a predicted model, not a curated record.